AUGCUUGACCUUGAAGUUGUUCCAGAAAGAUCCCUGGGAAACGAACAAUGGGAGUUUGUUUUGGGCAUGCCAAUCUACCAAGCAGUCAAUAUAUUAAGACGACAAGAUCGUACAAUAAAAGGUGUACAAGUAUGGUACAGUGAUCAGGUUUGUACGUUCCUAAUAUUUUAUUUUGUUUGA
Lottia gigantea (owl limpet) is the source of this 180-nucleotide messenger RNA. RefSeq lists its product as hypothetical. The record is from RefSeq and is a predicted model, not a curated record. Lineage: Eukaryota; Metazoa; Mollusca; Gastropoda; Lottiidae. Bases 1 to 180 code for a protein of 59 amino acids. Gene Ontology annotation, biological process: Golgi to plasma membrane protein transport. Gene Ontology annotation, cellular component: trans-Golgi network. The transcript has 2 exons.